Molecule: messenger RNA, 252 nt
Organism: Penicillium robsamsonii
Lineage: Eukaryota; Fungi; Ascomycota; Eurotiomycetes; Eurotiales; Aspergillaceae
Exons: 2
Coding region: 1-252 (83 amino acids)
Source: RefSeq, a predicted model, not a curated record
AUGGCCUAUCAACAAACCAAUCAUUUGACAGUAUUCCCAGAUGAUAAAUUUGGUUUCUUGAAUGGGCUGCUCAUCCUGGCAUUCAAACCCCAUGAGAUAGUGAUGGGACUGAAGGAGACGAUACACCACAAGUCACGACGAAGCUCAAUGACAUUGAACUGGUCGCCCAUCGUCGAGCAAAUAUGGGUUGAUUCUGUGGACGAGAUGGUCUUCGAUGACGAAUCCCUCAAGAACAUCCCGAUGCCAGUGUGA